Messenger RNA from Cucurbita moschata (crookneck pumpkin), 1632 nucleotides. Its product is annotated as multiple organellar RNA editing factor 2, chloroplastic-like. The record is from RefSeq and is a predicted model, not a curated record. The coding region runs from base 54 to 638 and encodes 194 amino acids. Gene Ontology annotation, cellular component: mitochondrion. The transcript is spliced from 4 exons. Gene Ontology annotation, biological process: mitochondrial mRNA modification; cytidine to uridine editing. NCBI's taxonomy places the organism in Eukaryota, Viridiplantae, Streptophyta, Magnoliopsida, Cucurbitales, Cucurbitaceae.
UAUAACCGCAUAUCCACAUUUCAUCGCGAUAAACCCUUUCUCGGUAGCCUUCGAUGGCGUUAUCUGUUCUUCGAGCUAUGGGUUCCACAGCCCGCCUCUCUCUUCUUCACAGGCGCCUCUUCUCAUCCUCAACCACUCUUACACAUCCUCCUUCACCUCCGUCUCUCACUCUUUGCCGUCGAUCUCUCCCUCCACUUUCCCAUGCCGUUCGAUCUAACCCCUCUGCCUCCAGGUACACCUCGAUUCGUUGCCGCGUCAAUCGGACAGGUAACUCGUCGUACUCUCCCCAGAACUCUAACUCCAACUUCAGCGAUCGUCCACCCACUGAGAUGGCGCCUCUUUUCCCUGGCUGUGACUAUGAGCAUUGGCUCAUCGUUAUGGACAAGCCUGGAGGUGAGGGUGCCACUAAACAGCAGAUGAUUGAUUGCUACAUUCAGACCCUCGCUAAAGUUCUUGGCAGUGAAGAGGAAGCGAAGAAGAAGAUUUAUAAUGUUUCUUGUGAGCGGUAUUUUGGGUUUGGGUGUGAGAUUGAUGAAGAGACCUCCAACAAGCUCGAAGGUUUGCCUGGUGUUCUAUUUGUUCUACCCGAUUCUUACGUUGACCCUGAAAAUAAAGACUAUGGGGGUAAAGAUUUAUAACUUCAAUUUUUUUUUUUUUUUUUUUUCAUAAAAACCCAAUCAAAGAGUUCAUGAGAGAUAAUGGUCUUUAUCUCUAGAAGGACCAUCUUGGAUAAGCCGCUUUCAAGAAAUUGUCGGCUUUAAUUGAUGGCAUAUUUAUAGCUUUCUUUGGUACACUGACGCGCAUAAUCCUAUUCCAGUCUACAGUACACUGACCCGCAUUUGAACAUCCUGUGUUAUAAUAAUUUGUUCUAAUUUGUUCAAAAGUAUUGUUGUUGCGGUAAAUAUUGACGGUGAGAGCCUAUGUAAAAAAGUUAACGUAUGACCUUAAAGUCCAUCUUGGCAAAGCUAAUCCAGUUUCUUAGACAAUGUAUAGUUUUGAAUGCUAGUGGACUUGGAAUAAAUGUUACUCUUGAGUGUCCUGCAUUUCUUAUUAUUUCUGGAUAUGCAGGUCAGUAGAGAUUAACAUUAUCUAUGUUUAUCAUGCAUAGAUAUAUGUUCUUAAUUAAUAGUCCUUAAUAUUUUGUUCAUAUUUUAUGAAUAUUAUCACGACAUCUUAAGAAGUUAAGUCCAUCUUGGCAAAGCUAAAUCAGUCUUGUAGGCAAUGUUUAGUUUUGAAUGCUAAUGGACUCACAACAAAUGUCACUCUAGACUGUUCUGAACUUUAUGUAUUUUGUGGAGAUUCAGAUCAGUAGAGAUGAAACAUUGACUUUGCUUAUUGAUUGAAUUUAUUUGAAGUGUCAGUUUUUUUUCCCUGGACUUCGUUCCUACUUUAUUAGCUUUGUUUCGGUGGUGUGGUAAAGUGUUGAGGGAAUGAGAGUUUGCUCUUCAAUAGGUUUUAUUAAAUUCGUUUAUAGUCCAUCUUGGCAAAUCUAAAUUAGUCCUUUGGACAAUGUUUAGCUUUGAAUGCUAAUGGACUUACAUCAAAUGUCUCUCUUGACUCUUCUGUUCUCUUUAUACUUUGUGGGGAUACAGAUCCGUUAAGAUGAAACAUUACAAGGCCUGCUUACAAUGU